UUUUGCAUCUCUCAUAUCGUUCAUACAUAAAAAAAAUGCCGAUAGAUACUUCAGCCAAGAUCUUCGUCGCCGGCCACCGUGGACUCGUCGGAUCCGCCGUGGUCCGAAAACUCCACCAAUUAGGUUGCAAAAAUCUCCUACUCCGUACACAUUCCGAUCUAGAUCUCACUAACCAAUCCGCCGUCGAAUCCUUCUUCGCCGCCGAGAAACCCCAAUACGUCAUCCUCGCCGCCGCUAAAGUCGGUGGCAUACACGCAAACAACACAUAUCCAGCUGAUUUCAUCACUAUAAAUCUCCUAAUCCAAACAAACGUCAUCGUUUCAUCCUUCAAUCACAAAGUCCUUAAGCUUCUGUUCCUCGGUUCUUCAUGUAUUUACCCUAAAUUCGCACCUCAACCAAUUCCCGAAAAUGCCCUUUUAACUGCCCCGUUGGAAGCUACUAACGAAUGGUAUGCAAUUGCGAAAAUUGCUGGUAUCAAAAUGUGUCAAGCUUAUAGAUUACAGCAUAAUUUUGAUGCAAUUUCAGCAAUGCCCACAAAUUUAUACGGUACAAAUGACAAUUUUCAUCCUGAGAAUUCUCAUGUUUUGCCUGCUUUAUUACGUAGAUUUCAUGAAGCAAAAGUUAACAAUCUUGAUAAAGUGGUUGUGUGGGGAACUGGUUCUCCAUUAAGGGAAUUUUUACAUGUCGAUGAUUUAGCCAAUGCAGUUGUGUUUUUGUUAGAGAAUUAUAGUGAUUUAGAACAUGUUAAUGUGGGGAGUGGAAAGGAAGUGAGUAUAAAAGAGUUAGCUGAAUUGGUGAAAGAAGUUGUGGGGUUUAAAGGGGAGUUGAUUUGGGAUUCGACUAAGCCGGAUGGGACACCAAGGAAGCUUAUGGAUACUUCAAAGCUUGUUGGAUUAGGUUGGACACCAAAGAUUUCUCUCCGGGAUGGUCUUGUUGAUACCUACAAAUGGUACUUGGAGAAUUAUGGCAAGCAAUAGUUCAGGUCAAGUUUUGUUAGAACACAACGGAAUGGCUAUGCAGGACUCUCUAAGAAGCUUCAAAGGUCGAAGACAAUACUGUUUGUAGAUGGAAACAACAAGAACUAUCAACGCAGCUUUUUUGUUCAAGAAAUUUCAAUUGUAGGGGGGAGAUAUAUAAGUAUAAUCAGCGUACAUUGCAAAAAUAGACAAGUAUUAAUUAUCCUAGAAACAUCAUUUAAGGUAGGUUGGUGAGAUUUGGUUAAAAGAGUAGAGAGGCUCAUUUAUAUCGUGGAUCAUAUUGAGGCUACAUGUAUUAUUUUUUUGGGUUAUUACGGAGGGUUCCGUAAAGGUUUUGAAUUUUUUUUGAUCGAAAGACAUAUUAACAAAAUAUUCAUGGCUAACACACACGAAAGAAUAUAUGAGAAAAUCGCCUAAUUUUGAUUGA
Molecule: messenger RNA, 1404 nt
Organism: Solanum dulcamara
Lineage: Eukaryota; Viridiplantae; Streptophyta; Magnoliopsida; Solanales; Solanaceae
Product: putative GDP-L-fucose synthase 2
Exons: 2
Coding region: 36-977 (313 amino acids)
Biological process (GO): nucleotide-sugar biosynthetic process
Molecular function (GO): GDP-L-fucose synthase activity
Source: RefSeq, a predicted model, not a curated record